This is a messenger RNA of Racocetra persica, 1425 nucleotides long. NCBI's taxonomy places the organism in Eukaryota, Fungi, Glomeromycota, Glomeromycetes, Diversisporales, Gigasporaceae. The record is from the annotation of a GenBank genome assembly.
AUGAUUUUUCAAAAUAUUAUUGAAUUCAUUGUCAAAUUAUUUAUUCUAAUCUUCGCUACCUAUAUCUUUUACUUUUAUUACAAAUAUUUUACUCGUCCAAAUCCACUCCCUGGUCCAUUUCCUUUACCAUUCAUUGGAAACCUUCUUAACAUUGGCUACGAUAUAAAUAAAUUCUAUGAACAAUGUCAACGGAAAUAUGGUGAUAUCUCUGAAAUAUUGCUCGACCGCAGAUAUAUCAUUGUCACACGGCCAGACUAUAUUGUAAAACUUUUUGCUCCUUCAGAAUAUUUCAUGAGACUUCCAUAUUCUCAAGGCAUGGAUGAAAUUGGACAUUACAAAAAUGGAAUCGUCUUUAAUGGAGAUUCUAAAAGUUGGCAUUAUAAUAGACAGUACUUUAACGAGACAUUAUCACUUAAAUUUAUUGACGCAUCCAUAACACAUAUAUAUCAAUUAUAUGAAGAAAUGAGUGGAUAUUGGCAAUCUCUUGGAUUGCAACAUUCUUUAAAUGAAAAUAAUAAUAAUAAUUGGUCGUUAGAAACAGAUUUUUCUGCAUGGUUUCAUCCAUUUACGAAUGAUGUUACUUCAAUGUUAGUUACAGGAAAACGCACGUAUUCAAUUGCUACCUACUAUAAUACACAAAGCAUUAUCAAAUCUGAGUACCCUGAUGCACUAGUUGAAGAUGGUUAUAGAUUUACUGAAGCACUCGUGAAACAUCUUGAAAGUCUCUUAUUUUUUGCGAACUAUGGCCCUUUUAUUAGGCAUUACAUUCCAAUAAUCAAAAGCCAAUCAAAUUCUUAUUUAAAUAACCGUAAUUACUUGUUUGAUAAGUUGGAGAAUAUAAUUAAAAAGAGAAGAAAAGAAAUCGAAGAAAUGCAGGAUACAGAAAUGAAAACUGAUAUGUUAACUUCCUUAAUCACAGCAAAAACUGUUGUAGAAUAUGAGGAGUUUAGACCUAUGACUGAUAAAGAGAUAAGAGGUAAUUUACUAGAUGCUUUUAUAGGUGGAUCUGGUACUACUGCAAAUUUAUUCUGCUUCAUGACCUACUAUCUUUGUAAACAUCCUCAUGUAAAACAAAAAAUGCUUUCAGAAAUUGAUUACAUUUCUGAUAAAUUUUACGCAUCAAACGAUCUCAAAAAAUUAAAAUAUUGUGAAGCUAUAAUUAAGGAAACGCAUCGUUUGAUGCCAGGGGUAACUAUUAUACACCGUCACAUCACUAAGGAGCGUGAAUUUGCUGGAUAUAAAUGGCCUGCUGGUACUAGUUUCCAUGUAAAUGUUAAAGGUGCGCAUAGUCAUUCUGAGUUUUGGGAUAAUCCUGAAGUUUUUUAUCCGGAUAGAUUUUUAAAUAAUGAUUAUGAUAAAUCUGCCUUCAUGCCGUUUGGUGGAGGUAAACGUAUUUGUCCUGGAAAAAGUUUAGCAACGAUUCAG